UAUUCCUUCAUGUUGACACAAACACACACAUACACAUUAUGGCGCAAUUAACUCUCCACUCGAUCACGUAUCUUUCUCUUCCUUUUCACUUCCCACGCAAACCCUUUUCUCUCUCUCCAAAACCCAAAUUCACACCUCGAUUUCAAAACCCUCUUGUUCUUCACAAUAGGGUUUCCAAAAACAUGUAUUCUUCGCGUGUUUCUAGUUUUCAAGAUGCUUUUGGAGGAGCUGUGGCAAUUGUUCAAUCGUCACCCGCCACGUGGGAAUCCUCUUUGCUGGCUAACGUCUUGAUCUUUGUGUUGGGUUCUCCACUUUUGGUUACUGGAUUGUCGUUUUCGGGGAUUGUUGCUGCUUUUUUACUUGGGACACUCACUUGGCGUGCUUUUGGGUCUCAUGGGUUUCUUCUUGUUGCCGCCUUUUUCAUCAUUGGUACAGCCGCAACAAAAGUCAAAAUUACACAGAAAAUGGAAGAAGGAGUUGCUGAGAAAAAAAGAGGAAGAAGGGGUCCUGAGAGUGUUAUUGGAUCCAGUGCUGCUGGUUGCGUUUGUUCUCUCAUGGCGAUUUUAGGAGUUGGAGGUGCAGCAUUUUCUCAGCUUUGGAAACUUGGGUUUGUUGCCAGUUUCUGUACCAAGUUGAGCGACACAGUUUCAAGUGAGAUAGGCAAGGCAUAUGGAAAAACAACGUACCUAGUUACGACGUUCAAGAUAGUUCCAAGAGGCACAGAAGGGGCAGUUAGUGUUGAAGGAACCUUGGCUGGAAUUUUUGCAGCUCUAGUUCUUGCCUUUCUCAGUUUUCUUCUGGGCGAGAUUGGUUUACAUGAAGUAGUUAUAUGUUUAUUAGCUUCCCAGAUUGCUAAUCUUGGUGAAAGCCUAAUUGGUGCUUUACUUCAAGAUAAGAAAGGAUUUGAAUGGCUCAAUAAUGAUUUAGUCAACGUGAUCAACAUAUCAAUAGGAAGUAUCACGGCAGUCUUAAUGCAGCAAGCACUUCAAAAUUGGACACCCUAAAUUUGCAAGAUUUUCUUGGAGCUCAAAUAUUCAUUUAUUUAUUUGCAAUAUAGGAAACACACUUUCAUAUAUUUAUACUCCUGUUCAAUGUUCUUUCAAAUUAAAAUGAUGUCGAGAAAUAGGUAUUUGAUAUUGUACUUGCGAAAAGUACAAUAGAGAGAUGGCUCUGCUCAUGAAAGUGAUCUCAAGAGGGUUCUUAUCUGCCGAUUACGUGAAGUUGCGGUCUUCCUUCAACUUCUCAAUGAGUUUGUGGGAGUAGGGGAGGAGUGGUUUUCAGGGGAGGAGUGGUUUUCUCCUUAAUCGGGGGAGCGGUUUCUUCACCAGUCUUGACCAAAAUCAACCCUUUCAAAUACACUUUACCGUCCACGUACUGAGGUGGUUCGCUUGUGAUGGACAUGGACAUGGUUUUGAGUAGCCGCCCAUUCCAUCUUCUGGUCCUUUCAUAACACAUUUGGGUUUAUAGAGUUAUAGCCUGCUCCUUUUCAAGGCCCAAUUGAGAUUUUUCAGUACGUACUUCCUUAAGCAUGAGGUAUGGGAAAGGUCUAUGAAGGGUGAAGUGAUUAUAUAAGAUAGACAGUGAUCCCUUCUCGAGCGAGACUUUAUAAAGGCGAGUCUCAUGCGAGACUUGUAAACGAGUCUCAUGCGAGACUUAUAAAGACGAAUUCCUUAUGCGAGACAUGUAAAGGCAAUUCCCAUAUGCGCGCCUUACAAAGGUGAGUUAUUCAAGUGAGACUUUACUUUGUAAUAAUGAGAAGCAACAAGUUAUAAAAAAAUGCUUGUAGUUUAUUAA
Vicia villosa (hairy vetch) is the source of this 1794-nucleotide messenger RNA. RefSeq names its product protein VTE6, chloroplastic. NCBI's taxonomy places the organism in Eukaryota, Viridiplantae, Streptophyta, Magnoliopsida, Fabales, Fabaceae. The transcript is spliced from 5 exons. Gene Ontology annotation, cellular component: chloroplast inner membrane. The coding region runs from base 39 to 1004 and encodes 321 amino acids. The record is from RefSeq and is a predicted model, not a curated record.